This is a messenger RNA of Pungitius pungitius (ninespine stickleback), 1735 nucleotides long. RefSeq names its product methyltransferase 6, methylcytidine (gene mettl6). Bases 372 to 1289 code for a protein of 305 amino acids. The transcript is spliced from 5 exons. The record is from RefSeq and is a predicted model, not a curated record. NCBI's taxonomy places the organism in Eukaryota, Metazoa, Chordata, Actinopteri, Perciformes, Gasterosteidae.
CUCUUCCGGUCUCGGUCCGUUGAUCAAAUGUCACCGGAAAUGUCCACGGUUUUCUGCGUCGUUCAGUUAAAUGUACAUUUAGGGGAAAACAAACGUCGAGUAGUUAUACAAAUGAAAUAAAAUAAUUCAUGAUUUUAUUUGGCAGAAAAAUGAGCGGAACAUUCUGAGAAAAAGCAGGUAGUAUUAAAUGUGUUACUGCUACACGGAGGAAUUUAACUGACGGACAAGAUGGACGUCAACUACGGGCAAGUCAGCCGAGGCGCAAGAUGUUUUUAAACUACCCGUAUUUUACCGCGUUCACUGUUUUUUCUAAACAAUCGAUGGUUAAAUAGUACGAGUACUGGAGGACAAGAGAGCUUCCUGGAAGCAACAUGGCUCAGUCGCGAAAGGAACCUUUUGCCGGUGAGAUUCAAACGUCUCACCCGAAGGAGGAAGCGGGGUCCAACGGCGAACUGCCCCCACGUGACCCCGGACGGAGCGAAGGCCCCGCGGCCGGGGUCCCAUCCCGGGGGGAGCGGGACCGACUCGGCGGCUCCGGGGUUCCGGUGUCCGGCUUCAAGCUGAGGAAGUUAGAGGAAGAAGCUCAGAAGAACUGGGACCUGUUCUACAAGAGAAACACGACGAACUUCUUCAAGGACCGACACUGGACCACCAGAGAGUUCCAGGAGCUGGAGGCGUGCAGAGAGUUCGAGGCCCAGAGGCUGGUGCUGCUGGAGGCCGGCUGCGGCGUCGGAAACUGCCUCUUCCCCCUGUUGGAGGACGACCUCAACGUCUUUGUUUACGCCUGUGACUUCUCGCCGCGCGCUGUUGACUUUGUGAAGAGUAACCCUCUUUACAGCCCCGAGCGCUGCUGCGCCUUCCAGUGCGACCUGACCAGAGACGACCUGAGGGCUCAGGUGCCGGAGGGCGGCGUGGACGUGGUCACGCUGAUCUUCGUCCUGUCGGCCAUCCACCCCGACAAGAUGCAGCUGGCUCUGCACAACAUCAGCAGGGUGCUGAAGCCCGGGGGCUGCGUGCUGUUCAGAGACUACGGCCUGAACGACCACGCCAUGCUGCGCUUUAAGGCCGGCAGCAAGCUGGGGGAGAACUUCUACGUGCGUCAAGACGGAACCAGGUCCUACUUCUUCUCCAAAGAGCUGCUGGCUGAGCUGUUCGCUGACGCCGGCCUGCAGGCGCUUUCCAACGAGUACGUCCUGAGGGAGACGGUCAACAAGAAGGAGGGCCUCCGUGUCCCCAGAGUGUUCCUGCAGAGCAAAUUCACCAAGCCCGGCCACCCGAUGGGCUCCUGACGUCUCCUCUGGGGACAGACGUCUCCUCUGGGACAGACGUCUCCUCUGGGACAGACGUCUCCUCUGGGACAGACGUCUCCUCUGGGACAGACGUCUCCUCUGGGGACAGACGUCUCCGGCUUGAUAAGCAAAGCAGCGGCCCACACAAUAACUCAUCCCACUUAUUAACCCACGCCUUCACCUGCGGAGGGGGGCGGGGCUUCGACUGGGACUCUUCCAGGUGGAGACGUGUGGGCGGAUGUGAUUGAACAGGAAUUAGUUGCUGAGUGUCGAGAAGUCUGAGAGCUUCAAACUCGGCUCCUCCUUCUCCCUGGUGUUCAGUCACAGGGAUCGUUUUGUGUGAAUUCAUGUCAUCAUCUUUGUAUGUCAACAUGAAUGAAGGGGUUUUUAGUUGAUUGUCCGAUCUGAGCUCCCCAAAAAAAACCUUAAAAUAAAUCUAAAGUCAA